This is a messenger RNA of Silurus meridionalis, 1193 nucleotides long. RefSeq lists its product as uncharacterized. The record is from RefSeq and is a predicted model, not a curated record. Gene Ontology annotation, molecular function: nucleic acid binding. NCBI's taxonomy places the organism in Eukaryota, Metazoa, Chordata, Actinopteri, Siluriformes, Siluridae. Bases 131 to 1003 code for a protein of 290 amino acids. The transcript has 3 exons.
UUGUUCUUCUAGCACCUGCUACAGCAUCUGGAAAUAAUAAUGAUUCCUGAAUAACCAGACUGCAAGACAACCUCGCAGGGGUGGCAGAGGGCCCCUUUUCACACCUUAGCAGGAGGAAGCAAUUUGCAACAUGGUUAUGUCUAACAAUGCAAUAAGACUAAGGGAGAUACAAAGUGCUAUUGUUGAAGACAACAGAAUCUUUGAAAAUAUACAAUCUGUGAGCAUUUCAACUAUAGACAGGGUCUUGAAAAGACAUGUAAUCACCAUGAAGCAGCUGUACAAUGUACCCUUUGAAAGAAAUGCUGACAGAGUGAAAGAGCUACGACUCCAGUUUGUACAGCCCAUAAUGGAAAUGGAAUCCAGAGAACCACCUCACACCUUCAUAUACUUGGAUGAGGCUGGCUUCAACCUGGCCAAAGGCAGAAGGCGUGGUAGAAAGCUAAUCGGCCAGAGAGCUACUGUUGAUGUCCCAGGCCAACGUGGAGGAAACAUCACUAUGUGUGCUGCUAUUUCAGACCAAGGUGUGCUAGCUCAUAUUCCUAUUAUGGGACCGUACAACACACAGCAUCUCCUUACAUUCUUAGACAAUCUCUAUAGAAAUGUCAUUCCUGAAGAUGAGAGGGACCUCAAUCGAGAUGAUCUACCAAAGUAUGUAGUAAUUUGUGACAAUGUCAGUUUCCAUCACUCUGACAACAUCAGGCAGUGGUUUGUCCACCACCGCAGGAUGCUGAUUGAAUUCCUUCCACCCUACUCCCCGUUCCUGAACCCAAUUGAAGAGUUUUUCUCGGCUUGGAGGUGGAAGGUUUAUGAUCAUCAGCCACAUACACGGAUGACACUGCUGGCUGCCAUGGAUGCAGCAUGUGAGGACAUCUCAGCAGAUGCAUGCAGAGGCUGGAUUAGGCACUCAGGAAGAUUCUUUCCACCAUGCAUAGCAAGGGAAAAUAUAUCUUGUGAUGUGGAUGAGAAUCUGUGGCCCAACAGAGAGGACCGACAUGACGCAUAGGAAAACUGCCAUAUAAUUUCACCUUUACCUUCUGUACAUGUAUAGUUUUUCCCACUUUGUCUUUUUCGGGUUUUCAUUUGUCGGUAAAUAGCCUAUGUGUAGUUUCCUUUGUUUUCUGUAUGUAAGUACCACUAUUGACAGUACAGUAAAAAUGUGAAUACAGUGUGAUCUUUUGUUUCGAUUCUUCCAU